CUGAGCUGAAAGAUGUCCCGGGGUAGCCGGGAGCAAACGCAGUAUGAACGAAGGUAUAACGUGACUGAUACGCGAACAAACCCCAAAGGAUUCACUGAAUAUAAAGUAACGGCACAGUUUAUAUCCAAGAAGAACCCACAGGAUGUUAAAGAGGUUCUUGUUUGGAAACGAUACAGUGACUUUAAAAAGCUUCAUGGGGAGCUCUCAUACACUCAUCGGAAUCUCUUCCAGCGCUGCCAGGAAUUCCCACCAUUCCCACGUGCUCAGGUGUUUGGGCGUUUUGAAGCUCCAGUGAUAGAGGAACGAAGACAAGCAGCAGAGGAUAUGCUGAAAUUCACUGUAAACAUCCCGGCUUUGUACAAUAGCCCACAGCUAAAGGAUUUCUUUAGGGAAGGAGAAGUUUCCCAGCAAGCUGAAGGCCAAGAUUCAUUUGAUGCACUUGUGUUGCCUACACCUCUUACCCCUGAGCCAGUACGAUGUUGCUCUCCUGAAGAUCUAGAAGAGGCCACAGAUUGUUCUGCAACAGUGGUGCCCACUGAAGUCACAAAGCCUGUUGAGGACCCUGUUAUUGAUGAGCCAUCACAGAUUGAUUUGCUGUUUGACCUUUGUGAAGAGCAUGAAGACGAUAUUGUGGCCCAGGAUCGGAUCACUUGUACACGGCAGCAGUCACUCACUCACAAUGACCUGGCUCUGUUUGACCCCUGUUUUGCUGAAGGUCCCCCUUCUGUGGAAUCACAUUUGAAUCUGCUGUCCCUGGGAGAUGAGCAAAUCGUUGAGACUGCUGCCCUUUUUACUAACGAAGAGCAAGGUGCUUAUAUAUCACAAGCCACUGAGGAUGUCCAAAGAGCAAUGGAGAAAGAGGCCGCUGGAGACUACCCAGAAGCCUUUAGGCUGUACCGUAGUGCUGUGGACACUUUACUAAAAGGUGUUAAAGAUGACCCAUGCGCAGAUAGGAGAAAUGCUGUUACCCGCAGAACAGCGGAAUAUCUGUCUCAUGCAGAGAACAUCUUAAAUGAGCACAUGAGUGGGAGUGCGGAGUGAUCUAUUGCUGGACACAGUGAAGCUCUGGACCUUAUGUGUAAAUUAUGUUCAGCUCAGUGUAACAAAGACUGCCAUGGCUGUAAGCAAGCAAGCAAGAGAACUGCAACAUCUGUGUUUAUGCUAAACAUGAAAACUUCUGCACUCACUCCUAAUUUACCAAUUAGAAUAAUCCAAGAUAUGGCUGUAGGAGAAAGAGAACAAAUUAGUCUGUACAUCCUUGCAGUCAACGUAGUUUAGAAUAAUGCGGUUUUAUUCUGUUUCAGCCACUGUGUCAAUUUAUUUAGGCAUAACACUAAUGGCCCUAUUAUGAUUGACACAGUGAAGCCUCUCUGUAACACAGUCAGAGUAACUGGCAGAGGAGCUGCUGUAAGAUGCCAUUGACAGUCACUAUUUGUUGGGCCUGUGGGGGGUUUUUGGGCUUCUGUGUACUUGAUAUGCCAGGGCCUAUUUUAAAUCUCAGUCCAAAUCUGUUAGCAGUCAUUUCCUAGAAUCAGAGUAGUUCUCACCAAAAAGGCCAUGGCAAUAAAACAACCUGUGUUUUUAGGUGAUA
Messenger RNA from Xenopus tropicalis (tropical clawed frog), 1591 nucleotides. RefSeq names its product sorting nexin 15 (gene snx15). Gene Ontology annotation, molecular function: phosphatidylinositol binding. Lineage: Eukaryota; Metazoa; Chordata; Amphibia; Anura; Pipidae. The record is from RefSeq and is marked provisional.